AUGAUGAAGUCGAAAGCCGAGUGGGAACCAGAUUACCACAGAGUCUUUGUGGAUUUAUGCGUCGAGCAGAAGCUGGUUGGGAACAAACCUGGAACGCAGCACAUACUGGAGCCUUUUCAGCAGACGACGGGUGCAAGAUUCAACAAGAAGCAGCUAAAGAACCAUUGGGACACAAUGUGCAAGCAGUGGAAGAUUUGGCGUAGGCUUGUUCAAUGCCCUGACAUGAAAUGGGAUCCUGAGACCAACACUUUUGGUGCCACUGAUGAAGACUGGGGCAACUAUUUACAGGUGAAUCCUGAUGCUGGACAGUAUCGGCUGAGUCCUCCAAUGUAUCUGAAGAAGCUAGAGAUGAUCUUUGAAGGUGUGAACAUUGACGGUAGAGAUAAUGAUGAUGAUGAAGGUGGUUCUAGUCAAUACAAGAGGAAGAGAAGAAGCAGGCACCAUGAAGGGGAAGAAGAAGAAGAAGAAGUAGCAGAGGAAGUUGAUACUGGUGAUGAUAUGCAAAUAGCGUCUAACUUCUCGACUCCUCAGUCUAAAGGGUAUUGGUCACCGGCCUCGCACGAGCUGUUUGUGGACUUGUUGGUGGAGGAGACUUAUAAAGGAAACAGACCUGACACGCAUUAUCCAAAGGAGAGCUGGAGAGCGAUGCUUGAGACUAUCAAUCAAAACAGUGGGAAAAACUACUCUAGAGCUCAGCUGAAAAACCACUGGGACUGCACGAGGAAGGCCUGGAAGAUUUGGUGUCAAGUUGUUGGCUCUCCUAUCAUGAAAUGGGAUCCAAAUUCUCGUACUUUCGGCGCAACAGAAGAUGACUGGAAAAAAUAUUUAAGGGUAAGAAAAGCUGACCAAAAUCUUGAAUCGUUUGGUAAAGUUUAA
Microthlaspi erraticum is the source of this 876-nucleotide messenger RNA. NCBI's taxonomy places the organism in Eukaryota, Viridiplantae, Streptophyta, Magnoliopsida, Brassicales, Brassicaceae. The record is from the annotation of a GenBank genome assembly.